Synchiropus splendidus (mandarinfish) is the source of this 4610-nucleotide messenger RNA. Its product is annotated as rabphilin-3A-like. Gene Ontology annotation, molecular function: small GTPase binding. Lineage: Eukaryota; Metazoa; Chordata; Actinopteri; Syngnathiformes; Callionymidae. The coding region runs from base 468 to 2360 and encodes 630 amino acids. The transcript has 19 exons. Gene Ontology annotation, biological process: intracellular protein transport. The record is from RefSeq and is a predicted model, not a curated record. Gene Ontology annotation, cellular component: membrane.
ACGUACAAAUACACACACGCGAACACAAUCGUGCAAAAGAAGCGUCGCGCUUUCUUUGGAAACAAUGUAAAUUAUGUCAGUGGGAUAACAUCCCCAGAAUUUGACAGAUCAUGCAUCGGGAAGAAAUAGAAAUAUAGGAAUAAAGGUCAUUGAAAGCAGCAGUUCCCCUGAGACGUGGAUCAGGUGAUAAGUGGCCACUUAAGGACUGGCGUUCUCACUUCAGGGGUUUCCUUCCCACGGUAUCAAGGGCUGACGAGCCUCCACGCAACAACAUCGGAGCCAAGUUCCCACGCGUGGCGGAGAUCCUGCUGUACCUCCAGCAUCAGGCUACUCCUCCGUGCUGAAAAAAAAAAAGAAAAAACGAUGGUGACACGCACCAAUGAAUGAGUGAGCGCUCACACAGUCUUCAUCACACUGAAGGAGAAGGACGUGACUGAGCCGGAUUCUCAGGCUGUGACAGUGCAGCCAUGACCGACACGGUGAUGAGCGGCAGCUCAGAUCGCUGGGGGUCCAACGACAGACAGAGAACCAUGGCUGCCAGCGAUAAAGAGCAGGGGAACUGGACUUCGCAGCCGGAAGCCAGCUCUGGACAAGACCUCACAGAUGAGGAGAAGGAGAUUAUCAACAGGGUGAUUGCCAGAGCUGAGAAAAUGGAGGCCAUGGAGCAGGAGAGGAUUGGGCGGCUGAUAAACCGCCUGGACGACAUGAAGAAGACGGUGUGUGGGGACGGGGUGUCGCGGUGUGUGCUGUGCGGAGAGCAGCUGGGCAGCCCUGGAGUCAGCUCUGUGGUUUGUGAGGACUGCAAAAAGAGCAUGUGUACCAAGUGUGGCACACAGUGUGGGAGUCGUCCACGCGCAGUGUGGCUGUGCAAGAUCUGCAGAGAGCAGCGAGAGGUGUGGAAGAGAUCUGGUGCCUGGUUCUUUAAAGGUUUCCCAAAACAUUUCCUGCCUUCGCCCAUGCCUUUAUCUAAACCCCGAGAGACGGGCGCCCAGGCGGCAGCGGAGCCUCCAGCGACGAAAGCUCCUGAGGCCAGAGAGCCACAGCCACGAGCUGCAGUCUCAGAUCAGAAUCAGGCUUCAGCUGCUGAACCGCCAGAGCCAGCUCCGGGGCCCCAGAGCCGUGCCGGUUACCCACCUGUGGCCCCAAAACCGUCAAUGGUGCGCAUGGCCUCCGGAGGGGCUGGACCUGAGGAGGCUGGCCAAGGGAGCCCAGUGGUGAUGAAGAAGAUGGUGCCUGUCCACAGCUCCAGACUGCCACCUACUGGCGGUUCACUGCCCCAACAAGGUCUGGCUGCUGGAGAUGGAGCUAGUUAUGCGUCUGCGGCCGAGCAGAGAGCGCCACCUGCUGACAGGAGGCAGACGGCCUACAGCGCCCCCGCUGCUCGACAGCAGCCUCCUGCUGCUGAGGAAGAUGACGACGCCAAUGACUACGACUCAGAUGAAGCCACCACUCUGGGCUCGCUGGAGUUCAGCCUGAUGUACGACCCGGACAGCAACAGCCUUCACUGUGGAAUCCUCAAAGCCAAGGGGUUGAAGCCCAUGGACUCCAAUGGACUGGCAGAUCCUUACGUGAAGCUCCAUCUGCUGCCGGGAGCCAGUAAAUCGACAAAGCUGCGCACCAAGACCCUGAGGAACACGCGCAACCCUGUGUGGAAUGAGUCUCUCACCUACCAUGGCCUGACAGAUGAGGACAUGCAGCGUAAAACCCUCAGGCUGUCAGUCUGUGAUGAGGACAAGUUCGGGCACAAUGAGUUUAUCGGGGAGACCAGAGUGGCGCUGAAGAAACUGAAGGUCAACACCAAGAAGAACUUCAACGUGUGCCUGGAGAGAGUCGUCGCAACCAAGAGAACUGCGACAGCAGGGGGAGCCAGAGGAAUCGCCCUUUACGAAGAUGAGACCGGGAAGGACGGCGCAGACGUGGAGGAGCGUGGCCGCAUCCUGAUCUCCCUCAUGUACAGCACUCAGCAGAACCGCCUGAUCGUGGGCGUGGUGCGCUGCGUUCACCUCGCUGCCAUGGACGCCAACGGCUACUCUGACCCAUAUGUUAAAAUAUGUCUGAAACCUGAUAUGGGAAAGAAAGGGAAGUGCAAAACACAGAUCAAGAAGCGAACUUUAAAUCCAGAGUUUAAUGAGGAAUUCAGCUACGACAUCAAACACAGCGAACUGGCCAAGAAGUCGUUAGACAUCUCCGUGUGGGAUUAUGAUAUUGGGAAAUCCAACGACUACAUCGGUGGGUGUCAACUUGGCAUCACCGCCAAGGGAGAGAAUCUCAAGCACUGGUAUGAGUGUUUGAAGAACAAGGAUAAGAAGAUCGAGCGCUGGCACACCUUGGUGAACGAGAAUCACGUGGCCAGCGACUAACCCCGAGUCUCUCUCACACACACACACACACGCACACACACAGCAUGAGCUCCCACGUCUCCACCCAGUUGAGUUCCUACUGAACUCGUGUUCAGUUUUUUCAUACGUCUAACCGUCACACAGACUGUGCCUCUUCUUACUCUUACUAACAUCCCUCUGCCUGUGCCAACACUGAUCAGCCUCCGAGGACAAACUGUGGCCAAAAAAAAAGAAGAAGAACGUCACUAUUGUAUCCAAGACAUCCGUGAAUGAACAACUGCACAAAGACCACCAUGCCUAACAUCAUCAGACCUGACUGUUGGCAAGUGAACACCAGGAAUGGAAAGCUAAAUCACAGGCUGAAACAUCUGUCAGCAAGUUGCGUCUGAUUGUAUCACACCCACGUGGAGACACUUGAUAAGAGCCCUGAGUGAGUGGGUUUUUCAUUCAUUUAUAAAGACUGAGAAGUGACUGUUUUACGUGGAAUUUGAGGGAUCUGCAUGAGAAUAUGAGUGAAGAUGUUAAGAACUGGAAGGUUGAGUCUUUGCUUUUUCUUCCCCCGAAUGAGCUGAUGCUGUAGCCAAUGAUCUUCCACCUGAUAGAGAGUGGAAUGCGCAUCACAAGUGAGGAACGAGCUCUUGCUUCUAGUGGAAAAGUCGCUGGUGGUGUUUUGGGUUGUGUUCCAAGCGCGGGGAGAAAGAAAGUGGCGGUGAUUUAUCUGUUAUCUUGAGGUGAAAAUAUGAAGAUAUUCUGAAGAGACUGCAUGGAAGAGGCCUUGCUCAACCAGAAAACAAAACAGUGUAGAUAGAGCAGGACUGUGUGAAUGGGUGGUGAUCUGAAGAGAUUUACACAUGCACAUGCGUCAUGUGGCCUACAGGGGGUGACAAACUCAAAGCAAGGGGCCAAAACACAAAGUCUAAAGUGUAUAUUUACUGAAAUUGAAGCACAAAUUUCUUUUUUCUUCCCAACCAAUUUUGUUUAAUGAUGUUUCUGUCUAAUGGCUGACAGCGGCGAUCUCGGCUCCGUAGUUUAUCUUGAACAUUCUCACAGUCAUUAUAUAUAAACAUGAGCUUCUGUCUCCAUUGACUUUCAUUUUUGUUUUUAUCAAUGACUGGCCAGGACUGAUUUGACCCCGGGGCCAACGGAUUGUCAGGACUCUUUUUACAACAUCAGUUCCAUUCCUGCCAAUAACAAUAACAACUCCAGAAGAAAAGCAGUGAAACAAGAUCAUACAGGCAUUUAAUAGUCCUUCUUCUCAGGAUCGCUCUCAUUCAGUUAUUUUCCCACGAUAUGACCAGCAUCAGUCACCUUUGUUGCCGUGUCACUUUCAUACUGCCCUGUCGUAACAAUGAGAGAAACGCGGACAAACAGUGGAAAUUAUAUUCAAUAACAAGAGAUGUUGUGCAUUCGAAUGACAUCUGCUUGUGGCCCAGCUGUGCUGUCAAAGUUUAGCCUUCAUUUUAAAAUGCUUAGUCACGGAAUCGCCCUAAUAAGAGCUCUAGCUGUUGCAGUGCGUUAUGGGACAAUAAUGGACAUAACGCCAGGAACCAACAGGCUUCAAGUUCAACAGGCCUAACAGUGGAUUUUCGGACCAGAGCUGCUGCUUUCCUCAGUUAAUGGAAUCUUGUGGGAGUGUCUCGCAGCCGUUUCUCAUUUAUUAAAUGUCUAGCUAGAGAGCAGAAGCCAGGUGGAGAGAUCAGAGCUCAGCUCUGGCUGUAGAAUGGAUGUAAGAAAACGCAAGUUGUGAAAAAUGGUGAGUCACUUUUCCGUGUUUUAUGACCUCAGUUAUCCCCUCCUCUUUGCAAGGCUUUAUAUUUAUCAAUGAACCCUUAGUAUGAGAUCCAACACGGUGUGACGCUUCACUUGCCAAGCCACAGGAGGACUUUCGCUGUCACCUUCGACCACCACCCUGAACAUGUUGUAUAUUUCCUCCAAGAAAUGUUUACAUACUUCUGCAUAGCUCAGGUUAGAUAGCCGUGACAGACGAUGCGACGCGUGAGCUUCUCCAUCAGUCGUUCGUGAGUGAAUACAAUAGCACAUCUGUUAAAGAAUUAUGAGCUUUAAGUUGGUGGGAAGUGAUGAAACUGGUGGGUGAAAUAGUUCCUCCUGCUGCCUCCACUGGCGACUCCUCAGUGCUUUUCUAUAGCAGUUUUUACACUGAUAAAAAAAAAGAGUUUUGUUUUUCCAUGUGCAGCUCUACUUGCAUGCACUGUGUCGUGCCUGAGGCAGGGUCGGCCUGCUUGAACCCCAAAACACGUGGCUUGCACAGAA